CGUAGGUGGUAGGAGGGGCCCCAUCCGUCAUCCUGCUGCUUCCGCCGCGUCCAUCCUCCCUGCUUAGGUUAGCCCUUCGCACAUCCUCCGCCGCCGCCGCCGACGAUCCCCAUCAAUCCCGCGAGCGAGCGGGGCCCCGUCGUUCGUCCUCCUGCCGCUUCCGCCGCAUCCAUCCUGUAGGAUCGAUGGAGGCGAAGUUAUCGUUUUCUCAGGACAGCCCGCCAAUUUCCAUAAUUUCUGCUGCUAAGGUUGCCGGUGUCUCCCUGUCCAUAGAUCCUAGUCUUGCUGCGGGCUCAGCACCCGUUCUAUGCUUCAGUUCUGGAGAAUCACUCCGUGGUAUCAACCCUAUUCUCGAGUACAUUGCCCAAUCCUCUCCAAGCCUCCAUGGCCGAGAUGCUAUUGAGUCUGGACAUGUUGUUGAAUGGCUUGAAUACGCCCCCACCUUCCUUUUAGGAUCAGAAUUUGAGGUUGCCUGCUCAUUUGUUGAUGGAUACUUGAUGUCUCGGACCUUUCUGGUUGGUCAUGUUUUAACGAUUGCUGAUAUCACUGUAUGGUCAAAUCUGGCUGGGAUUGGUCAACGAUGGGAGAGUCUACGGAAAUCAAAGAAAUACCAAAAUCUUGUCCGUUGGUUCAAUGGCAUAGAUUCAGACUACAAAGACACAUUGAAUGAGGUUAUAGCUGCUUAUGUUGGGAAACGAGGAAUUGGGAAAUCCCCUGCACCAAACCUUAAGGAAAAGGUUAAUGACUCAAAGGAUCCUUCAGCUCCAGAAGUUGAUCUCCCUGGUGCAAAAUUUGGAGAGGUGUGUGUUCGCUUUGCCCCAGAGCCCAGUGGUUACCUCCAUAUAGGUCAUGCAAAGGCUGCACUCUUGAACAAGUACUUUGCAGAAAGAUAUCAAGGUCGAUUAAUUGUUCGAUUUGAUGACACUAACCCUUCAAAAGAAAGCAAUGAGUUUGUUGAAAACCUCCUAAAAGAUAUUGAGACCCUGGGAAUCAAAUAUGAUGCUGUCACAUACACAUCUGAUUAUUUUCCAAAGCUAAUGGAAAUGGCUGAAAAACUGAUUAAGCAGGGAAAAGCAUAUGUUGAUGACACACCAAAGGAGCAAAUGAGAAGUGAGAGAAUGGAUGGUGUGGAGUCAAAGUGCAGAAAUAAUACUGUGGAGGAAAAUCUGUCUCUAUGGAAAGAGAUGAUAAAUGGUUCUGAAAGGGGUAUGCAAUGCUGUGUGAGGGGUAAACUUGACAUGCAGGAUCCUAACAAGUCCCUUCGGGAUCCAGUUUACUACCGUUGCAACACUGAUCCUCACCAUCGUAUUGGUUCAAAGUACAAGGUCUAUCCAACUUAUGACUUUGCUUGUCCAUUCGUUGAUGCGCUGGAGGGAGUGACCCAUGCUCUUCGUUCCAGUGAAUAUCAUGACAGGAAUGCACAAUACUAUCGAAUUCUUCAAGAUAUGGGGAUGAGGAGAGUAGAAAUAUAUGAGUUCAGCAGAUUGAAUAUGGUUUAUACUCUUCUUAGCAAGCGGAAGCUGCUUUGGUUUGUGCAGAACAAGAAGGUUGAAGAUUGGACAGACCCUCGUUUCCCCACUGUUCAAGGCAUAGUACGCCGUGGCUUGAAAGUUGAGGCUUUGAUACAAUUUAUACUCCAACAGGGUGCUUCGAAAAAUUUGAAUCUUAUGGAGUGGGAUAAACUCUGGACAAUCAACAAGAAAAUAAUUGACCCAGUUUGUGCAAGGCAUACUGCUGUGUUGAAAGAUCAGCGUGUGAUCUUCAGGCUUACUAAUGGUCCAGAGAAAUCAUUUGUUCAAAUUUUGCCAAGGCACAAGAAAUUUGAUGGUGCAGGAAAGAAGGCAACAACCUUCACAAACAGAAUUUGGCUAGAUUAUGCUGAUGCAUCUGCAAUUAGCAAGGGUGAGGAAGUUACUCUGAUGGACUGGGGAAAUGCCAUCAUUAAAGAAAUCAAGAUGGAGAAUGGAGUAAUUACUGAACUGAUUGGAGAACUACAUCUUGAGGGAUCUGUGAAGACAACAAAAUUGAAGGUUACAUGGCUUCCGGACAUAGAUGAUCUGGUUCCUCUCUCAUUGGUGGAAUUUGAUUACCUGAUUAGCAAGAAGAAGCUUGAGGAGGAUGAGAACUUCCUUGACAACCUGAACCCAUGCACUCGGAAAGAAACCCUGGCCCUAGGAGACGCAAAUAUGAGGAACCUCCUGCGUGGGGAGGUCAUACAGCUUGAGAGGAAAGGCUAUUACAGGUGCGAUGCCCCUUUUGUCAGAUCCUCGAAGCCGGUGGUUUUGUUCGCUAUCCCUGAUGGUCGACAGCAGGCCAGUUUGAACUAGGCGGCAUGAUUCUGAUGAGCUUCUCAAGUCGUUGAGUUGUCAGAGAUUCCUGAAUGCUCUACUGAAACACUCCCAUCUCAUACUGUAAUGUCGCUUAUGUGUCAUGGGUGAUUUGCGCUAAGUUUUGGUGCACAGUUUAAUGUUUCUCAUGCUCCAUGCUCCAGUUAUUAAGAAGACACAACAUUUCUUAGAUGGCAACGUGUUAGCUUGGCGAUAUCAUACUGCCAGAUACAAGCAUCUGAAUUUUUUGAAGACUAAUAUCUGAUAUUGCUUGGCAUCUGAAUUUUUUGAAGACUAAUACCGCUCUGGGAAACUGAGUUGAGGACA
Messenger RNA from Oryza sativa Japonica Group (Japanese rice), 2654 nucleotides. Its product is annotated as glutamate--tRNA ligase, cytoplasmic. NCBI's taxonomy places the organism in Eukaryota, Viridiplantae, Streptophyta, Magnoliopsida, Poales, Poaceae. Gene Ontology annotation, cellular component: cytoplasm; cytosol; methionyl glutamyl tRNA synthetase complex. Gene Ontology annotation, biological process: translation; glutamyl-tRNA aminoacylation. Gene Ontology annotation, molecular function: glutamate-tRNA ligase activity; ATP binding. The record is from RefSeq and is a predicted model, not a curated record.